CUCGGUUCCCGGCUCCAGGCGGCGAGCUGAGGUUGGGAGCCUGGCUUUCCCCUCCGAGAGGGUUCAGGUGCCUCUGCCAUAGCUUCUGUCGCCUGUGCUGUGACCCGCACUGGUCGUGGGAGUCACCUGAAAGGCAAGAAAUGGGAGACAGGAAUUGCAGGGAGAAUCAUGCAUCAAUGCCUGGAAAGGUAGAGUCUGUGUUUCCAGUUGGCUGAUGUCUGUUUUAACAUGAAGGUGGGUCAGUGGCUAUGUGGAAACUCCUAAAGGAAGCGGGUAUAAUGAGGCCUGUCCAGAUGUUUCAGGAUUCAGUGGCCUUUGAGGAUGUGGCUGUGACCUUCACCCAAGAGGAGUGGGCUUUGCUGGAUCCUUCCCAGAAAAAUCUCUGUAGAGAUGUGAUGCAAGAAACCUUCAGGAACCUGGCCUCUAUAGGGAAAAAAUGGAAACCCCAGAACAUAUAUGUAGAGUACGAAAAUCUAAGGAGAAACCUAAGAAUUGUGGGAGAGAGACUCUUUGAAAGUAAAGAAGGUCAUCAGCAUGGAGAAAUUUUGACCCAGGUUCCAGAUGACAUGCUGAAGAAAACAACUACUGGAGUAAAAUCAUGCGAAAGCAGUGUGUAUGGAGAAGUAGGCAGUGCUCAUUCAUCUCUUAAUAGGCACAUCAGAGAUGACACUGGACACAAGGCAUAUGAGUAUCAAGAAUAUGGACAGAAACCAUAUAAAUGUAAAUACUGUAAAAAACCUUUCAACUGUCUCUCCUCUGUUCAGACACAUGAAAGGGCUCAUAGUGGAAGGAAACUCUAUGUUUGUGAGGAAUGCGGAAAAACAUUUAUUUCCCAUUCAAACCUUCAAAGACACAGGAUAAUGCACCGUGGAGAUGGACCUUAUAAGUGUAAAUUUUGUGGGAAAGCCUUGAUGUUUCUCAGUUUGUAUCUUAUCCACAAACGAACUCACACUGGAGAGAAACCAUAUCAAUGUAAACAGUGUGGUAAAGCCUUUAGUCAUUCUAGUAGCCUUCGAAUACAUGAAAGAACUCACACUGGGGAGAAGCCUUAUAAAUGUAAUGAAUGUGGGAAAGCAUUCCAUAGUUCCACAUGCCUUCAUGCUCAUAAAAGAACUCACACUGGGGAGAAGCCAUAUGAAUGUAAACAGUGUGGGAAAGCCUUCAGCUCUUCCCAUUCCUUUCAAAUACAUGAAAGAACUCACACGGGGGAGAAGCCAUAUGAAUGUAAGGAAUGUGGAAAAGCAUUCAAGUGUCCCAGUUCUGUUCGCAGACAUGAAAGAACCCACUCUAGGAAAAAACCCUAUGAAUGUAAACAUUGUGGGAAAGUAUUAUCUUAUCUUACCAGCUUUCAAAACCACUUGGGAAUGCACACUGGAGAGAUAUCUCAUAAAUGUAAGAUAUGUGGGAAAGCCUUUUAUUCUCCCAGUUCACUUCAAACACAUGAAAAAACUCACACUGGAGAGAAACCCUAUAAAUGCAACCAAUGUGGUAAAGCCUUUAAUUCUUCCAGUUCCUUCCGAUAUCAUGAAAGAACUCACACUGGAGAGAAACCUUACGAGUGUAAGCAAUGUGGGAAAGCCUUCAGAUCUGCCUCACUCCUUCAAACACAUGGUAGGACUCACACGGGAGAGAAACCCUAUGCAUGUAAGGAAUGUGGAAAACCAUUUAGUAAUUUCUCUUUCUUUCAAAUACAUGAAAGGAUGCACAGAGAAGAGAAGCCGUAUGAAUGUAAGGGUUAUGGGAAAACAUUCAGUUUGCCCAGUUUAUUUCAUAGACAUGAAAGGACUCACACUGGAGGAAAAACCUAUGAAUGCAAGCAGUGUGGCAGAUCCUUCAACUGUUCGAGCUCCUUUCGAUAUCAUGGAAGGACUCACACUGGAGAGAAACCCUAUGAAUGCAAGCAAUGUGGAAAAGCCUUCAGAUCUGCCUCACAGCUUCAAAUUCAUGGAAGGACUCACACUGGAGAGAAACCUUAUGAAUGUAAGCAGUGUGGGAAAGCCUUUGGAUCUGCCUCACACCUUCAAAUGCAUGGAAGGACUCACACUGGAGAGAAACCCUAUGAAUGUAAGCAGUGUGGGAAGUCUUUUGGAUGUGCCUCGCGACUUCAAAUGCAUGGAAGGACUCACACUGGAGAGAAACCGUAUAAAUGUAAGCAAUGUGGGAAAGCUUUUGGAUGUCCCUCAAACCUUCGAAGGCAUGGAAGGACUCACACUGGAGAGAAACCCUAUAAAUGUAACCAAUGUGGUAAAGUCUUUAGAUGUUCUUCACAACUUCAAGUGCAUGGAAGGGCUCACUGCAUAGACACCCCAUAACCCCAGGCUUUAGGAGGCUGAGGUGGGGGGACUGCUUAAGCCCAGGAGUUCAAGACCAGCCUGGGCAACAUAGUGAGACUCUGUUAUAAAAAUUAAAUAAAUAAAUAAAAAGACUUCCAGUUGGUGGUAA
Homo sapiens (human) is the source of this 2442-nucleotide messenger RNA. RefSeq names its product zinc finger protein 433 (gene ZNF433). The coding region runs from base 249 to 2312 and encodes 687 amino acids. The transcript has 6 exons. Lineage: Eukaryota; Metazoa; Chordata; Mammalia; Primates; Hominidae. Gene Ontology annotation, biological process: regulation of DNA-templated transcription. Gene Ontology annotation, molecular function: sequence-specific double-stranded DNA binding. The record is from RefSeq and is a predicted model, not a curated record. Gene Ontology annotation, cellular component: nucleus.